AUGUCCCGCGCGUGCGCGUCGUCGCGCGUCGCGCUCGCGCGCGCGUCGCGCGCACCGACGCGCAAACGCGCGCUCGACCGCUCGACGCGGUCGCGCGCCGUCGCGACGCGCGACGACGCGCGCGCGGACGUCGAGAGCGACGCGUCGGCGUUGUCCCGCGCGCUGGAAUCGAUUCGCGACGCCGACGUCAACGUCGUCGUCGUCGAGCGCGACGACGCGCGGAAGCGGUUCGUCGAGCGCGAGUCGCUGGUCGAGGCGCUGCGCGCGUCGGCGGCGUUCGAGCGCGCGGUGACGUUUCGAAAAGCGCCGACGGUGGAGGAGACGGCGCGCGCGCUCGCCGUCGCGGAUAACGCGCUGGCGAGGGACAUCGCGACGUGCGUGAGAGCGUUCGUGAACGUGGUGCCGGGCGCGGAUCGGGGGGUGAAGGUGACACUGAGUCUGUUGCGCUCGACGCUGUGCUCGCGAUUACACGUCGACCACACGAGCGCUCGAAUGAUGGUGACGUUUUACGGCCGAGGGACGGAAAUUUGCGACGCGCGAACGAGCGCCGCGAUCGCGAAGGCGAACGCGGAUGGUGGAAAUUUUGUGACCGAUGCGUUGAAGACGUUGGCGGAGAAGUUUGCACCUCCGAGAGAGAUAAGUACUUGCGACGUGGCGCUGUUGAAGGGCGAGCGAUGGACGUACGCAGACGGCUCGACGUCAAAAGGUAAAGCCAUCGUGCAUCGUUCGCCGCUCAUCGACGAGAACGAGUGGCGAUUGACUUUGAAAGUUGACGUGGUAAACUUUGGAUGUGAAUGCGAAGAGGAGCACUAG
Ostreococcus lucimarinus CCE9901 is the source of this 813-nucleotide messenger RNA. RefSeq lists its product with no specific name. The record is from RefSeq and is a predicted model, not a curated record. NCBI's taxonomy places the organism in Eukaryota, Viridiplantae, Chlorophyta, Mamiellophyceae, Mamiellales, Bathycoccaceae. The transcript has a single exon. Bases 1 to 813 code for a protein of 270 amino acids.